This is a messenger RNA of Meloidogyne enterolobii, 653 nucleotides long. The record is from the annotation of a GenBank genome assembly. NCBI's taxonomy places the organism in Eukaryota, Metazoa, Nematoda, Chromadorea, Rhabditida, Meloidogynidae.
CUGAAAUUUCUAGUUGUUGUGCUUAUUUAAUAAGUUUUGAAUUUUUGCUGAUUUCAAUAAAAUAUUUAAAAAUGAUUAAAGCUAUUCUAAUUUUUAAUAAUCAUGGAAAGCCAAGAUUGCUUAAAUUCUACACGAGAUAUACAGAAGAUGAACAACAACAAAUUGUUAGAGAAACAUUCCAACAAGUUUCAAAAAGAGAUGACAAUGUUUGCAAUUUUUUGGAGGGAGGAACUUUAAUUGGUGGAUCUGAUUUUAAAUUAAUUUACAGGCAUUAUGCAACUCUUUACUUUGUUUUUUGUGUUGACAGCUCUGAAAGUGAAUUAGGAAUUCUUGAUUUGAUUCAAGUUUUUGUAGAAACAUUAGAUAGAUGUUUUGAAAAUGUUUGUGAAUUGGAUAUGAUAUUUCAUGUUAAUAAAGUUCACAAUAUUUUAAAUGAAAUUGUAAUGGGUGGAAUGGUUUUGGAGACAAAUAUGAAUGAAAUAUUACUUAGAGUACAGGAACAGGAUAAAAUUGAGAAACAAGAGGCCGGAAUUACUGCAGCACCAGCAAGAGCUGUCUCCGCUGUCAAAAAUAUGAACAUUCCACAACAAAUUAAAGAUUUAAAAUUGCCUGAUUUACCAUCAAAGAUUGCCGCUUUUAAAAACCCUUUUUAA